AUGCCCGAGUUUGGCACCCAAGUGUAUUGGCACGAGAUCCCAGCCUGUUUGCCGCCGUGGAAGGACGAGGCGGAACGCGCACGCACGUGGCGCAUCAGUCGCGGCGUCGAGGGGGCUAUUAGUGAUAACCGUCAUCUGUUGGUACUGCCUCGGGCGGAGCUCUUAGAGCGGCGUCGGGCGGAGCGUACUCCCCGAAAGCGAACUAAUCGUCACUGGGGCAUUGUGCUCGAGCCGUAUCUUUCUCCGCUGCACGGACUCAACAUGGUGAUGAGUGAGCUGCAGGUGCCCCCUAUCUCCGCGGGGGAGGCUAGGGAGGCCGUGAACGUUGUGCGCGAGGAAUGCAAUGUCAUGACUCAGCAACAUACGCAGCGCGGCACACAGUCACGGACACUGUCACAAGGAGGAGUAAAGACGGAGACGCUGACGCAACAGAGUGCCGCCGCAGCGAUGGAUCUUCGCGAGGCCCCGUUACUUGAAGUGGUAAAAAUAUUGUGCGCCUCACGUCGGCUAGAGGUGACGACGUUUAGUAAGGCGGAACUUCGACGCAAGGGUCGUCUCGGGGCGGCAGAUGUGUUGCCGCGGAGACGCGUUGUCAUGGCCUUUGACCGAAGCAAACCAUUGUUUGUCUUUGCGACAGCUGUGGUCGCGAAGAAACGGAACACGGGUACGGAGAUGGCAUGUUAUUUGCAGCUUGUCGCGCCAACCUCAAAUCCUGUUCCAUGGCGUCGGCUUCAGCUGGGAGUGAUGCCAUAUCUUCCACCCAACGAAUGUGUGGUGGUGGCGGUUCAGCGGCAUCACGACGAUGACGAGGAGAACGACAACAACAGCAGCGACAGCGGCGCAGACAGGACUUACCAAAGUGAGGCACACGCGCAAAAGGAACUUGUGCUGGGAGAUGAUGAAACAGACACAGACGAUGGGGAAAAACCGUGUGGGUUUCAGCCACGGCAGCAAUCACAUGAAGACGACAACAAAGAAAUUCAACGGAGACGGAAGCGGUUGCGUGAAUUGCGCAGUGACGCCUCAGACACGAGCGAAGAGAGUGAAGCUAGUGACGAUACCGCCUCUUCCCACCGAUGGGACGAGGCGGUGCGGAGUAGGUUCCUCGGGCGGGAUCCCAUCUUUACCGCGGAGGAUAUGCUGCAAGAUGAUCCCCUCUUUGACACACCUGUUGCGGUGCUUCGAAAACCCUCGCGGAGAACGCAGGGGGUGCACGAUUGGAUCCAGCGCCUGGUCCAAGUAAGUUUCCGAAAGCGGCUCUACGCCGCUAAUUAUUGA
This is a messenger RNA of Trypanosoma rangeli, 1278 nucleotides long. RefSeq lists its product as uncharacterized. The record is from RefSeq and is a predicted model, not a curated record. Lineage: Eukaryota; Euglenozoa; Kinetoplastea; Trypanosomatida; Trypanosomatidae. The coding region runs from base 1 to 1278 and encodes 425 amino acids. The transcript has a single exon.